Messenger RNA from Thyridium curvatum, 1896 nucleotides. RefSeq lists its product as uncharacterized. The coding region runs from base 1 to 1896 and encodes 631 amino acids. Lineage: Eukaryota; Fungi; Ascomycota; Sordariomycetes; Thyridiales; Thyridiaceae. The record is from RefSeq and is a predicted model, not a curated record. Gene Ontology annotation, cellular component: TRC complex; membrane. Gene Ontology annotation, molecular function: molecular adaptor activity; protein binding. The transcript has 4 exons. Gene Ontology annotation, biological process: post-translational protein targeting to endoplasmic reticulum membrane.
AUGGCUACAAGCUCCAAGCAGCGCCUCGCGCUGGCUAUCUGCGACUUCCUGAACGCCUCUGUCAAGGACGGCACCCUUUCUGCCGACGAUGCCGACUCGAUCGAUGUCGCCGUCAACUGCAUCAGCGAGUCCUUCAAGGUGGACCCCUCGGACAAGGCCGCUGUCGCCGACGCCGUCGGGGACCAGAACCUGCUCAAAAUCUAUGGCGUCUACGAGAAGAUGAAGGGCGCCUCCAAGCCCGCCGCCGCCCCGAGCGCCGCCAAGCCUGCGGGUCCCGUGUCCGAGGAGAAGAAGAAGGAGGCCGAGGCCCUCAAGUCCAAGGGCAACGCCGCCAUGGCGCAAAAGGACUACCCCACCGCCAUCGACCUGUACACGCAGGCGCUCGCCCUGCACCCGGGCAACGCCAUCUUCCUGUCCAACCGGGCCGCCGCCUACAGCGCGGCCAAGGACCACGAGAGCGCGCGCGCCGACGCCGAGGCCGCGGUCGAGGUCGACCCCAAGUACACCAAGGCCUGGAGCCGGCUGGGCCUCGCCCGGUUCGCGCUCGGCGACGCCAAGGGCUCCAUGGAGGCGUACAAGAAGGGCAUCGAGUACGAGGGCAACGGCGGCAGCGACGCCAUGAAGAAGGGCUACGAGACGGCCAAAAGGCGCGCCGAGGAGCUGGCCGCCGACGAGGCGCAGGCCACCGCCGCCGCGCGCGACGCCGGCGUCAGCGGCACGCCCAGCCUGAGCGAUCUCGCGGGCAUGUUUGGCGGCGGCGGUGCUGGCGGCGGCGGCGGCGCUGGCGGUGCCGGCGGCAUGCCCGACUUUGGCUCCAUCAUGAGCAACCCCAUGUUUGCGUCCAUGGCCCAGAACCUGAUGAACAACCCGGACCUCAUGUCCAACCUCAUGAGCAACCCCCGGCUCCGCGAGAUGGCGAACCAGUUUGGCAGCGGCGGCGGCAUGCCCGACAUGUCGGCUCUGAUGUCGGAUCCCAACAUCGCUGAGAUGAUAUCGCCUCCGCUGGUCAAAGCAAUGCCUCUGUCGUUCUCGGAGCGCCUCAGGCGGCUUCAGCAGAAAGGCCAGAAAGGCGAUCGGUAUCCGGAUAUCGGAUCGUUCAAGUCCGGCGCCCAUAGCCAGGCGCAAUCUCCCUUCUUCCGCCUGCCUCGCGAGGUUCGCGAUGUCGUCUACUUGGAAUUGUGGAGAUCCAAAGGCCUUGAACAGCACGUGUUCUCCGAAAACGGCCGGUACAGACACACGCCCUGCAUCACAAGUUACAGCAACCUGGGCCAGUGUGAGGUCAAGCUCGACCAGCUUUCCGACCAGGAUUGGCAGUUGCCAGCAAGCGAUCCCUCCAUAGACAUGGAAUGGGUCAAUCGUCAUGUGUCCAAGUUCAAUGGGCACUGGCGAUGCGAGGACAGGUACAAUGAGACUAUGGCCGGCGUAGAACCAUGUCUGUUCAUGUCAUGUCUUCUGACGUGCAAGACGCUCUACCUCGAAUGCCGCGAGUCGAUAUAUGGGAACGUGGACUUCAUCUUCACCUCAAUAGGGGAAGCCCACAACUUCCUUCUUGUCCGCAAGAGUCCCAUAGUGAAGGAACUCGAGAUGCUCAGCUUUUCUCUCCGGCUCAGUCGCCUACAUUCCGAGGACAGUGAUUCCGAGCCGAGCACCCGCCGGUGGAUGGAGGACGGCGCACAAUGGCAGCGGGUGCGGAAAUCUCUGGCCGAUCUGCCCAAGCUUCGUAAAAUCACCAUCUGGCUAGAAGUCGCCGGGGCUUUACGAAGUGUCGACACUCGGGUCAACCUGGACCCCCUGACGUUUGAGCCAGAGGUCGCUUCGCUGGUCACACUUGACACGGUGUUUCUGAAAAGCAUAGACUGGAAGGAUAUAUUUGGGGUCGACUAUGACAGCCGGUAG